Messenger RNA from Dichotomopilus funicola, 1608 nucleotides. RefSeq lists its product as uncharacterized. The record is from RefSeq and is a predicted model, not a curated record. The coding region runs from base 1 to 1608 and encodes 535 amino acids. The transcript has 2 exons. NCBI's taxonomy places the organism in Eukaryota, Fungi, Ascomycota, Sordariomycetes, Sordariales, Chaetomiaceae.
AUGGUUCUGCCAGCCGACGCCCACUCCGCCGACCCGCUCCUAACCACCACCCCCGCCGACGACGACGAAGACCACACCCGCCGCGGGCGUCUGUCCUAUCACAGCUCCAGCCAGACCACAAGCGCUUCGAACUCGACAACCCCCAGCCCAGGCGCCCUCCGUCCACACCUCGGAGCAUCCUCGUCCACAUUCACCCCCUCAACCUCCAACCCCAAACCCCGACCAUCCUCCCCUCUUUCCCCCGGUCCAGCUAGCGCUACUCACCGCCCGCACCUCUCCCGUCGCGGCACAGCCACCAGUACCACCACCAUCAUGAUGCGCUCACGCAGCCCGGCGCUCGCAGCCGCCGCCGCAGCCCGCGCCGAAGCCAGCCGCAAAUACACCUACGCUGCCAUCUUCCUGGUGAUUUCCCUCGUCUCAUUCACCGUGCAAACAAUGCUGGCCUCGCAGAUCCAGCACGAUCUCGGCUGGGACAAGGCAUACUGCAUGAUGUACUUGACACACGGGUCGUGGGUGUGCCUGUGGCCGUUGCAGUUGGCUGUGUUGCGGUAUCAGCAGCGUGAUGGUGGGGGGAGUUGGAAGCGGUUUAUGGAUAAUCAUGUGCGGGUGUUGAGGGGGAUUGCGUUGGUGGUGGAGACGAGGGAUGUGCGCGCUGCGGCGAGGAUGGGGGGGUAUCAGCGGCAUGGUCAUGGGCAUCAUCAUGGUUCGGCCGGGUUGUUGGAGUAUGGUCACUCACCGUGGCCGUAUCUGGCUAAGGCGACGGCGGUGAUUACCAGUGCGUUGACGGUCGCUGGGUUGAGCUGGUACCUGGCUGUUAGCAUGACUACGCCGAGUGACUUGACGGCUAUUUACAACUGCAGCGCGUUCUUUGCGUAUGCCUUCUCGGUGCCGCUGCUCAAGGAGCGCGUGCGGGCGGAUAAGAUGCUGGCUGUGGCUGUUGCGAUUGUCGGGGUGUUAAUCGUGGCGUAUGGGGACAGCGGGGACAGCGGAUCGACGUCUGGAUCGGAGUCGGAGGCACAAUUACAGGCUCCGUCGGAUUCCGACCCGGGCAACAACACCCCCGCCCUGGACGCCGGCACGCGGUUCGCAGGCAACCUGAUCAUCGGCGUCGGCUCGGUCUUGUACGGCCUCUACGAGGUGCUGUACAAACGCUACGCUUGCCCGCCCGACGGUAUGGAUGCCACCAAGGGUGUGAUUUUCGCCAAUACGUUCGGCAGCCUAAUGGGCGCCUUCACGCUGCUAGUGCUCUGGAUCCCGCUGCCGAUUCUGCACGUCCUCGGAUGGGAGACGUUUGAGAUACCCACGGGGUACACCGCGUGGCUGCUGUUUGUCAGCGUGCUGAUGAACAUGUCGUUUUCGGGGUCGUUUCUCGUGUUGAUCUCGCUGACGAGUCCCGUAUUGAGCUCGGUGGCGUCGCUGUUGACAAUUUUCAUGGUUGCGCUGGUGGAUUGGUUUUUGACGGGUACGCCGGUCAGUGGGGCCGCGUUGUUUGGGGGGUUGUUAAUUGUGACGGCGUUCGUGAUGUUGAGUUGGAGUACGUGGAGGGAGAUGAAUGAGGAGGAGAGACGGAAGCAGGUGGAUUUGGAUUCUAGUGGGGAGGAGGAUUAG